GAACAGAAGAAGAAGAAGGAGAUUUCAUUGCAGCGAAACAAGUUGAAGAAACGUAUGAAAAGUAGACGUCAGGUUUUAAUAUCCUACUAAACAAGAGUCUCAGAGAUCCUGUACCUGAUGUGAAACUACAGCCUGCAGGAUGAACAAACUGUCUUUGGGAGAAAAGUCCUCUUCAAAGAGAACUCCAGGAUGAACAGUUUUUCCUACAGCUCCCAGUUAGUCCAGUUCCAGGACUUUCUCCUCAGGGCUAACAAAUACAGAUGUCUGAAGAUGGCAGGUGAUGAAGCAGCCACAGACAGAAAGCUCAUACUGGUGGAGGAUUUUCCAAACCAGUUCUACAGGCAGCCCAGCAGCCUGCAUGAUGUUCUGAGGUGUUUUGUGAGAAGUGCUCAGUGUCCCCUGGUGUUUGUUGUGUCAGACUGUCCGAGUGGAGAUGGCAGAUUACGAUCUCUUUUUCCUAAAGAGAUCCAGAAGGAACUCUCUAUCAGCUGCAUCAGCUUUAAUCCAGUUCCUCAAUCAACAAUGAUGAAAGUUCUGAGCUGUAUUUUAUCCCAGGAGUCAGGAAAGAGUGGUGGAAGGACGUUGGCCGUCGACCGAACGGAGCUGGAAGCGCUGUGUUUAGGGAGUUCAGGGGAUUUACGUAGCGCCAUCAAUAGUCUCCAGUUUCUCUGUCGCCCAGUUUCAGACAGCUCUGCAGAGAACACGGGUAGGUUCGAUAAAAGGUCUGUGAUAUCGAACAACAGAGCUGUUGCUAGAGGAAACAAGAGGAUGAAAAAACUGAAACAAACGAAGGAACAGGAACAGCACCAGGCUAUCGGAGGGAAAGAUGCAUCUCUGUUCCUGUUCAGAGCACUGGGAAAGAUCCUGUAUUGUAAACGAGGCACUCCUGAAGCUGCUGAUGAAACCACCUCUUGCCCUGGGCCUGCCUUAUCGUGUCACCUCUCACAUUAUCACAGGGAACCAUUGCUGAUUAAUCCAGAGCUGGUUAUGGAGCGGUCACAGAUGUCUGCAGAGGUUUUCAGCCUGUACCUUCAUCAAAACUACCUGGACUUCUUCACUGAGAUAGAGGAUGUGGACAGAGCCAGCGAGUAUCUGUCUGAUGCUGACCUCCUUUCAGCUGAUUGGAUAAAUCGCAGCAUCCUGCAGCAAUAUGGAUCUUCAGUGGCCACCAGGGGCCUCCUUCACUCAAACUCACACCCGGUUUCUUCAGGAUUCAGACCCCUGCACAAACCCAGCUGGUUCCUUGUCAGCAGGAAGCACCGGGACAACUGUCAGGCUGCCCAGUCCCUGUUCAGGAGCUUCUGUCUUACACCAGUCAGUCUGCAGAUUCAGCUGCUGCCCUAUUUAGCUAAGCUUUCUAAUCCACUGAGGAACCAAGAACAGAUAACGUUUAUCCAGGAUGUGGGUCAGAUGUCACUAACCAGAUACCCUGAAAGGGACAGAUUGAAACUAGAGGCUAUAACAGACAAAGAGAUGCACCAACAGGAGGAGGAAGAAGAACAGGAGGAGAGUGAAGGAGAUAUGAAGGGUUUCCAGGCCAGUCAGCCCCAGUCUUCUACAAACCAGCUUCUGUUGAAGGAAGAUGAACUGAACAUAGAAGAAUACAGCAGCGACUGAUUCAAAAGGCUCUGCCACACACCCAUUCUUACUCUCUGAAUUCAACAUUUCACUUUGUCUGUUUGAGUUCUUUUUUUACAGUAAAUUAUGCUUUAAUACGUUGGAAGAUAUGAACUUGGUGAAACAAAGUUUGUCCUGAGUUAAAUGUGAAUUAAAAGGUUUUGUGAAAAAAA
Messenger RNA from Austrofundulus limnaeus, 1790 nucleotides. RefSeq names its product RAD17 checkpoint clamp loader component (gene rad17). Lineage: Eukaryota; Metazoa; Chordata; Actinopteri; Cyprinodontiformes; Rivulidae. The record is from RefSeq and is a predicted model, not a curated record. Gene Ontology annotation, molecular function: DNA clamp loader activity; chromatin binding. Gene Ontology annotation, biological process: DNA damage checkpoint signaling; DNA repair; mitotic DNA replication checkpoint signaling.